Messenger RNA from Parastagonospora nodorum SN15, 4731 nucleotides. RefSeq lists its product as hypothetical. NCBI's taxonomy places the organism in Eukaryota, Fungi, Ascomycota, Dothideomycetes, Pleosporales, Phaeosphaeriaceae. Bases 1 to 4731 code for a protein of 1576 amino acids. Gene Ontology annotation, molecular function: ubiquitin binding; protein-macromolecule adaptor activity; identical protein binding. Gene Ontology annotation, cellular component: membrane. Gene Ontology annotation, biological process: transmembrane transport. The transcript has 7 exons. The record is from RefSeq and is a predicted model, not a curated record.
AUGACGAAGAGCUCAAUUUCCAGUCAGGUAUCUGCGGAAGAAGUGCGGGAUGAUGAACACGACGCAAUCAUCGAACCGGAUGCAAGGGAAAGAGAUAGACUCGAGGAAGAAUGGGAGGACAGUCUGCGAUUGAAAGUCGAUUUGCGACUCUGCAGCAUCGCAGGCAUACUCUGCAGUCUCAACCUACUGGACUCUGGUGUCAUUUCCUCGGCCUCGGUUACCUCGAUGCUCAGCGACUUGGAGCUCAAUGUCGGCAACAGAUACUCAGUCUCGAUCUUCAUCUUCACGAUCGCUAGCAUUGCUUUCCAACUGCCGUCGACGAUUGCAGUCAGGACGUUUGGUCCGCGAAUUUGGUUCGCCUUCAUCACUUUUUGCUUCGGCAUUAUUACGAUGUGCACGGCUUUUGUGCAGACGUGGCGCCAGAUGAUUGCGAUGAGGAUAUUACUGGGCAUCGCAAUGUCGGGGAUUUACCCUGGUUUGACGGUGCUUCUUAGCGCAUGGUAUACGAGGAAAGAGCAACAACUGCGCUUUGCGUAUAUGCAGAGUGGAGAGGUUAUUGUUCUUGCCACGGGAGGCAUCGUCAACUUCGGACUGAACCAGUUGAACGGGAAAGGGGGUUUGAAGGGUUGGCAAUGGAUGUUUAUCGUACAAGGGUCUAUCACUGCUUUCAUCGGCAUCGUCACGUACUGGUGGAUGGUCGACUUUCCUGAAAAGUCGGACCAGAGCUUCCACUUCCUCAGCAAAUACGAAAGCAAGAUCGCUUCGGAUCGUAUCCAGAACGACAGAGGCGACGUCAAGCCUGACCCCUUCGCCUGGUCCAAGGUCUUCGUGCACGCCAAAGACCCAAAGAUUUACGGUUUCUGCGUGCUCUACUUCCUCCAGAACCUCGUGUCUACCAGCUUGUCCUACUUCCUGCCCAUCAUCCUGCAAGGCGGUAUGGGUUUCAGCACGAACAAGUCUAUCCUGCUCUCCGCGCCUCCAUACUACUAUGCUGUGAUCCCGGCUAUUCUGUCUUCUCUCGUUGGCGACAAGUACCAGCUCCGUGGCCCCAUCAUAGCAUUCAACUGCAUCACGCUGAUCAUUGGCUUUUGCAUGCUCGGCUUCACCGACCAGGUCACUGUUCGCUACAUCGGCACGUAUCUAGCUACGGGCGCAUACGUCGCCAACUGGGCCGCCAUGGCGACGUAUCAAGCGAACAAUAUUGUUGGACAGUGGAAGAGGGUGUUUAGCGCUGCAGCGGUGACGGCAUUCAAUGGGGCAGGUGGCAUCGCAGGCAGUUUUAUCGUGAGGCAGCAGGAGAGCCCGAGAUAUAUGACGGCGAUUUGGGUGCGCCGCACCUCCCGCCGACACAAUGGUUCUUUUCUCGGCAUAUACCGUGCCAUCUACGACUACGUGCCCCAGAGCGACAAUGAGAUCGCGCUGACUGAGGGCGACGUGCUGAUGGUGCUGGAGAAGUCGUCGGAUGACGACUGGUGGAAGGCAAAGAAGAAGGGCCGGGAGGAGGAUGAGGAAGAGCCCGAGGGCUUGAUCCCAAACAAUUACAUUGAGGAGCUCGCUCCCGUCUCGCAGGCCAAAGCUCUCUACGACUACGACCGCCAGACCGACGAAGAGCUCUCGUUCAAGGAAGAUGCCGUGCUCGACGUCUACGACAUCACAGACCCGGAUUGGACCCUGGUGGGAGAGGGCGCCAGCUAUGGAUUUGCUCCGGCAAACUAUAUCGAGCUCACAAAGGGUGUCGCGGCUCCCGCGGCUGCGGAAGCUGCGUCGCCUGCGCUGCCCUCCCGACCCUCGAUACCAGCCGCUCCCGAUUCGGAUGACGACCAGCCGCCGACUCCAGACAGCCCGCCACGCGUGAGCCCCGCCGCUGCUCUUGCGGGCAUCAUCCAGAAGAAAUCCGAGCAAACCGCAGUACCCCGAUCAACCAUUUCCCCCCCACCCAACGUGACUGCUCCGGCUCGACAACGACGCGUACAAUUUACGCCUGAAGAAUCCGACGAAGACGCACCCGCGCCACGACUGCCUCAGCGCCCGCCCUCUGAGCAAAUAUCCCCGCCUCCAACCCAAUAUGCGCAUGCACGUUCUCCAUCGCCCGAGCGCCGAUCGCCUCCUCCCCGACAACAAUUCGUCAACUUCAACGACCAUGACGAUGAGCAGCCUGCUACGCCCACGUCGGGUGGUGGAUACCACUUGUACAACAUCUACGAAUACAUCACGCAACCUGGCAAGAACAAGAAGAUGCCAAUGACACUGGGCAUCAACGUUCCCAAGGGUCUCGUCAUGAUUGCGCCAGAAAAGUCGCGCGACGGGCCACAACAGGAAUGGACUGCCGAGAAGAUGGAAUACUACUCGCAGGAGGGAAAGCACAUCUUCAUGGAGCUGAAGCAGCCCAGCAAGAGCGUCGACUUCCACUGUGGAGCCAAGGACACGGCGUCUGAAAUUAUGCUGGCUCUUGGCGAGCUUGCGGGAAUGGCCAAGGGCGCGGGACUUCGUGAAGUGCUCGCGGCUGGCUCCGGAAACUCGAACGUGCAAAAGAAGGGCGUCAUGCUGUUUGACUUCAUGGCGCAGGGCGACGACGAAGUCACCGUUGGUCUCGGCGACGAGAUUGUCGUUCUCGACGAUUCAGCCAGUGACGAGUGGUGGAAAGUCCGGCGAUUGAAGAACGGCAAGGAGGGUGUAGUUCCCGCUAAUUACGUUGAGAUUACAGCAACCGUGCCCAUUUCCGCACCCGCCGCCCAAAUCGCUCGCACGGGAACCAACGCCGGUCGAUCGAGAGUCGAACAGAACAGGCGGGAGGAAGAGGAACUCGCUCGUCAGGCCUCGAGGCGAAGCCGGCCAGAAAGCGAGGCAAGGAAUGAUCAGAGAUCGAGUAAGCGCGAGACCUCCGCACCAGACAAGACUUCUUCGUCCAAGUCGUCGUCGAAACCGAACCCCGCGAGAGUCCGAACAUGGACCGACCGAUCCGGCUCUUUCAAGGUCGAAGCGGAGUUCAUUCUUAUGAAGGGUGGAAAGAUUCAUCUACACAAGGUGAAUGGCGUCAAGAUUGCUGUACCAGUGACCAAGAUGUCAGUGGAAGACCUCGAGUAUGUCGAGCGAGCAACUGGAGAAUCACUAGACGACGACAAGCCAUUAUCUGACCUUAAGAGGCGGAGCUUACAGCGUGCUAGAGAGACGGGCCAGGCUCCUCGAUCACCCUUAGGAAUCUCCGUCGACAAGAAGCCAGACUACGAUUGGUUCGACUUCUUCCUCAAGUGUGGCGUUAACCCUCAAAUUUGUGAACGAUACGCGCAGGCAUUUCAUAAGGAUCAGAUGGGCGAGGAGAAUUUGCCUGAUAUUACCCCUGCCCUUUUGCGCACCUUGGGUCUCAAAGAAGGCGAUAUCCUACGCGUCACAAAACACCUAGAGACCAAGUUCGGUAGCAAGACAGCUGAAGAUGGCGGCGAAGAGGGAGGCCCUGGUGGCUUGUUCUCUGGACCGGGUGGCGCGCUCAGGAAUAACACUCGCAAGGGUCGACCUGCACCACCUGUGCAGACAAGUGACACUAUCGAUGCCAAGGCUUUCGAGCAGAAGAGCGAUGGAACGGCCAAGAAACCUACAGAUGGUACUUCAACGCCCUUGGCUUCUGCCCCCAAGCCUGACAAGCAGGUGGAAGGCUUUGAAGACAAUGCUUGGGAUGUUAAGCCUUCAAGAUCUGCUUCUGCCUCUGCUCCAGCACCAGCAACGUCCCCAACUCCAGCUCAACAAGCCGCUGCGCCUGCGCCGAAGUUGACUGGUUCCAUGAACGACCUCUCUCUUCUCGACAUGCCUGCUCUCAAGCCAGAGCUCAUUGCACAGCCAACGCCUCCUGCGCCGGCUCCACAGCCCGCUCAGGCUCCUCCCCAACAAGCACCUGCACCGGUGCAGGCUCAGCCAACAGGUGCUACACCAUCGUUGUUCGAUCAGGUCGCUGCCAUCAAGGCAUUGACACAACCUCACAAUCUUGCUCCUCCACGUAUGCGACCACAAGCUCCUCAACAGCAGGGCGCUGGUGGCAUGAUUGCGCCACCACCCCAGCGAUCUUCCUCGGCUCCUCAGAACCCACAUCAGCAGAGUGCAUUUGGUCCUCCAGCGCCUCUGCAGCCCCAGCUCACAGGCUACAACCCCAACAUGCAAGCUCAAGGGCCACAAGGAAUGCAGCCGCAGAUGACCGGCAUGCCUCAACAGAAUGGGUUCGGAUAUCAGCAAAACGGAUACAACUCCAUGUCGCCGCCCCCGCAGAUGCCCCAACAGACUGGCUUCCCAGGCGGCUUCCAACAGCCAAUGCAAACUGGUUUCCAACAACCCAUGCAGACCGGCUUCCAGCAACCGAUGCAGACAGGAUUCCAGCCCAGUUUCCAGCAAAAUGGCAGCCCCUUUGCAGACCCGGCACGACCACCGUUCCAGCCCAUGCAAUCGCAGCCAACGGGCUACAACAGCUUCCAGCCAUCGCCUCUUAACCCGCAAGCUACGGGUAUCAACCGCUUCCUCCCGCCUGCUAUACAGGCCCAACCCACAGGUUUCGGACAGACCCCACCACCUAUGCCUCCCAUGCCACCCAUGCCAUCCAUGCCCACCGCGCAACCAUUGGUGCCGCAGAAGACGGGCCCCGCACCGCCGAUCAGAUUCGGUGUACAGGCGGCGAAGAAGCUGACGCCACAGCCAACGGGUAAGGCGAGUUUGGCGAAUGCCACUCCUCAGAAUCCCUUUGGCUUCUAG